AAAAAGCGCAGAGAGGCGCAGGAGCUCCAGACGCGGGAGGAGGACGCGGCGGUCCGCUGCGCUCCAAAUACGGUCAGACAGGCGAGCAGCACUUUUAGCUUGUUAUCGAGAGCUUAUUAGAAGAGUGUGUGGCGGAAUAAGACGCAGCUGAUAUUCCCGGAGCGUUUCGCGUGCGCAACUGCAGCACGGCAACUUCAGAAACAUCAAGCAGAACAAGUUCUCCAAAAUCUGAGCACCAUGGCAUCGGUCCCCAGCAGCCAAGUCAAAUGCAAGUUCAAGAGGAGGAGGAGGAGGAGAUCCAAGCGAAAAGGAACAUGUGACGGCUUUUUGACCAAUGUUCCCUGUAGGGUUUGGGAACAAAGUAAAGAUUUGUCGCCUAGAACACCUAGAAGAAAAUGAACAUGUUGUCUGCACUGAUUGCCCCCUACAAAUACAUGAGCCCAGCAGCCAAUUGCACAGAAGACGAGGACACAUUGAGCACCAGCAGUGCUGAGGUCAAGGAGAACCGCAACACAGGAAAUUUGGAAGAUUGCGCUAUUGUCCCGUCAGACUGCCAAACGCUCUUCCUGUCCGAUGCACCCAGGGAUGGGGCAUCUGGCCUCAAGCGAAAGCGACCUUUGGAGGAGGACAAUAACGGACACUUGCGCAAAUUGCGUCUGUACUGCAAGAAACUGGCAUGGUCCGAUGCACCAAAGAACGCACUGGUCCAGUUGAACGAGCUGAGACCAGGUCUACAGUAUCGGAUGGUCUCUCAAACAGGACCGGUGCACGCUCCUCUCUUUUCCAUCGCCGUGGAAGUCAACGGACUCACGUUCGAGGGCACCGGCCCUACGAAGAAAAAGGCGAAGAUGAAGGCAGCCGAGAUGGCCCUAAAGUCAUUCAUCCAGUUUCCCAACGCCUCGCAAGCUCACUUGGCCAUGGGCGGCCUGAGCAACCCCACAGCCGACUUCACCUCGGACCAGGCCGACUUCCCGGACACACUGUUCAAAGGCUUUGAGCCUGACGGCUGCCGCUCUGCCGAGAGCGAGUUGCUGUCUAGCGCCCUCCGUUUGCGCCACACAUUGGACUUGAUGGUGGUGCAGGCCAGGCAAGGAGAUCCCUGCCUCCCCUCACCUCCGGAUCCCGUCACCCAGCCCAGCCCGGUCGUCCUGCUCAAUGACCUGCGGCCCGGCCUGCGAUACGCCUGCUUGUCGGAGCGUGUCCAGGGCAAACGGGCACACCGCAGCUUCGUCAUGGCCGUUCGAGUGGACGGCAGGAUAUUCGAGGGCUCGGGUCGCAGUAAGAAGCAGGCGAAGAGGCAGGCGGCUCUGUGUGCCCUGCAGGCGCUCUUCAACUUCAGGCUGGCACCUGAGGCGAGAGCGGGACACCGGCCCAGUAGGAUCAAAUGCCCUCAUUUGCCCCAGGAGUUUGCGGAUGCGAUAUUCCACCUGGUGCGAGAGAAAUACACAGAGCUGGCCGGCUGCUCCUCGCUGCUGCACGCGCGUCACAAAGGCCUGGCGGGCAUCGUCAUGACCAGAGGUCUAGAUCUGAGACAGGCCCAAGUGGUGGCGCUAUCGACCGGCACUAAAUGCAUUAAUGGAGAGUAUAUUAGUGACCAGGGCCUGGUGGUCAACGACUGUCAUGCUGAAAUCACCACCAGACGAGCCCUGCUGCGGUUCCUGUAUUCCCAACUAGAGUUGCACCUCAGCAAAAGGAAAGAGGACUGGGAGCAAUCGAUCUUCGUACGGCACAAAGAUUCCUGUUUGAGACUCCGAGAGAAUGUCCUCUUCCACAUGUACAUCAGUACGUCGCCCUGCGGGGACGGCCGUGUCAACUCACCGUAUGAAAUCACCUCCGAUUUGCACAGCAACAGACACUUGGUGAAGAAGUUUCACAGCCACCUACGGACAAAGAUUGAAUCAGGGGAGGGUACGCUGCCCGUGAAGUCCACGGGUCCUGUGCAGACGUGGGACGGAGUCCUUCAAGGAGAACGUCUCAUCACCAUGUCAUGCACCGACAAGAUUUCCAGGUGGAAUGUGCUAGGCCUACAGGGGGCACUACUUAGUCAUUUUGUGGAGCCGGUGUAUCUGUACAGCCUGACGGUGGGCAGCCUGAGACACACAGGUCACUUCUCUAGGAUGAUGAACCACAGGUUGGAGAAAGUCGGGCCUCUGCCCACCUGCUACCACCGUAACCAGCCUCUACUGAGCGGCCUGAGCAACAGCGACUGCAGGCAGCAGGGCAAGUCCGUGUGUUACAGUGUCAAUUGGACGGCAGGUGACACCCAACUGGAGGUGCUCAACGCGUCUACUGGGAAGAGAAGAGACACCGGGGCUCCAUCCAGACUUUGCAAGCAUGCACUUUUUGAACGUUGGAUCAGACUCUAUCGCAAGCUGGUGGUCCGUGGGACGAGUGGUACGCCGCUGUACUGUGAAGCGAAGCAGGCGGCCGGCACCUACCAGACUGUGAAGCUGCAGUGGUUGAAGGGUCUACAGGAAGCAGGAUUAGGGACCUGGGUCAGAAAACCUCCUGAGCAGGAAAACUUCACUCUGACUGUAUGAGUGCGGAAACCUGACCUCGUCACCAAAACCACCUUCACCUUGCAACCAGUCGCCACAGAAGCCCUAUCUCACCCCUAAAGUCAACAACAUCCCACUGCCAAAAAAUCUCCACAGGGAGAUGACAGGAGUCACGACUAGGUGAUAAACCUUGUUCUGUCAAAUUCUCGCAAAAUGUUGCUACCAAGGUAAAGAUAAGGCACGGAAUCCUAACCCCUAACCUGAAUCUGAGUAACCUUCCAUUGGAAGCGCAUCCCCAAUAGAUAGCAUUACUAUUUGUUGCAAUUAAAUCCCUGCCAAAAGUCUAGACUUUUAGUCAGGUUGACUUUGUGAUAGGGUUGACCAAUGACAUAGACACAUGUACGGUUAAUGUUCCGACAUUAUGAAAGAUCUUAUACCCAUCCUCAACAUUUGAUUAAAACAUAGAACAAUAGUGUACCACCUUGUUCUAGCUAGUCAAAAAAUGUUUCCCAACCCCCGAGUGCUAUGCUAAGAACAAAUACAACACCAAAUGAUUUUCUAGCAUUUCUAAUCAGGAUCAGAAUUGAAUACCCAAAAAGUUGAUUCCAAUGGAAUUGCUUUUGUGUCCAAGGAGGAUAGGAUCUUGAAGGACAUCAAAAGCAAUGUAUUCCACUGCUAGGGUUGUCAACUGUUCCGUAUAAUAUGGUAUCGUUCCGUAUUUAAGGCAUCAAAGAAGCAGGCAUAUACCGUAUGACCUAGACCAUACAAAUUCUCAAUUGAUGAUUAAUCAAUCUUUUUGCACAAAUCAUUGUUUGAAUUGCAAUCAUAGCCAAUUGUGCAAGGCGUUAAGACCAUGCAGAAUCCUCUGACAUCUGGUCACUCCUGCUUUACUGAUAACAAUUCAAUUCAAGUUUCUACAUUAUAUUUAGAAAUAGGUUAUUAGUGGUGACUAUGGUAGAAAUGUACAGUAAAAAUCAUGCAGAUAGCUACAAAUUACACAAUCAAACAGACGGUGAACACUAUUAAUGAUUAUAUGCUAUGAUUCAACUAACAACAAUUCCAUUUCACCGUCCACGUUUUGAUUUUGGAAAAUGCAAACAAUGUGAUUAUUUAUCAUAAGCACAACAUCUAGCUAGGCAAGAAAUAAAAUGCCGUCUACCUGAGGGAAGAUGUCGUUUGUAAUUAAUAUAGUUAAAUAGCGCAAAAAAUUUAACAAAUUUUAACCUCUAGCGUGUCUUAACUUGGACCUCAAUACUGAAGCACAAAUUGAAACACCAAAAGCAGCCUACACUCUCUAAAUUCUCUUUAAUUGAAAAUUAUUCAUUUUCAUGAAUUCAGGCUACAUGGUUGCAAUAACAUGUUAGUUCAAAAUUUUAAGCACCAUUGUUUUAAAAAAAAAUGCUUUAUUGACUAACGUUUCAUAGAUGUUCAAUUGUUAUGCUUUUAAGUUUUGAAUGCAUGUAAUUUCACAGUAGGCUACAUAGUACACAGUUCAACAUAACAUUAAACUAUAACAUUCUUGUAAUGAGUCCCAGAAGCUUCCGGAAUACCUUUAGUGUGAAGGAAGAUCAUAUCAAAAUUGCUUUGUCCUCGUGUAACACUCUCAAGAUUUAAUUUUCUCUGCAUUUCGAUAGUUGCAGUGGCCAUUGAGGCUAAAUGCAGAAGCGAUCAUGCUUAGUCCAUUAAUUGUAAAAAUAAUUUUGAUUUGUCCAUCGGUAUUUAAAAACCAAAAAUAUGGAAGGUUAGGGUUUCCCUUAAGGGGUGCUUUGUUCUGAGAAACAAUGUAUGUAGCUUUCGUGAGACUUCUGGCAGAACAAGGGUUACCAGCUACGGAAUCGACAACAAGGGGAAAUGUAAGAAACGGGGACAAUUUUCUCACAAGAUGGUCACCUCUCUCUCUCUCUCUCUCUCUCUCCACUGACGGCUCUCCUGUAGCCGUCAUUCAAACGUGUGUGUGUGUGUGUGUGUUAACCUUUGCCAAAGUGAAAGGCAGCCGCCGUCUUGUCAUUAUCUGCCCGUUUCCGGAUGGCCUGCCCCUGAAGAGCUCCGACACGCUGUCCAAUUAGAGGUCCUGUCAGAGUGAUGCGUCCCUCAUUUUCCUCUCUCUCCUUUGCCUUUGGUUCAUUGGUACAGCUUCAAAAUGGGGAAAAAAGAGGGAACGAAAAACAGUAGGGGUUGACAUUGCAAAGACAGGUUAAUUCAGCUCCAUUUCGGGUGCGCAGGUUAGAGGUAAUGGUGACAAGCUAAUGUAAAUGGUGCCAUUACGACACCCCGGGUCUCUUGCCGUUUUUUGAGCAGGGACAGCUUGCUGCUUUAAUACCUCAAUCCCGCUCACCGGUGACGUGUCAUUUCUCCGCUAGUUUCUCUUUGUGUGUCAGUGCUGUAUCUUUACACAGGGUGUUCCGGGCAGAGACCUGCCUGAAAAGAAAGGGAAACGUCGGCGGUUUGAUGUAGGCACAAAAGACGAAAAGAAAAUGGAGUUAAGAGUGCGAGUAGGGAUCCGUGAUUAUGGAGUCAUUUGUUGUUAAUGGAUUCAUUUAAAAACCGAGCACAUUACAAAUUGCUUCGUAAAGCCCGACCCAACCUUUGAAACGCAUGCCACUUUAACCGAGGUUUAACCAAUGAUUCUCCUGCAUUCGUUUAUUUAAUUUAUAGAUGCAUCUCAUUCAUGUCUUUUUGAUUUAGAUGUACGCUAUUCUGCGAUUUAGUAUGCGUGCUUAAACCUUGAAUCAUUUCGUCAAGUUAUCACUAUUUGUCUGUGAAGAUGUUUAUUGUUGUAUACAAAUACAAUCAUAGUACUCCAUGAUUAUUAUAUUUUAAUUGACUCGCAACAUUUAUUGGUUGAUUCCUUUCUUUGCAUAGUUCAUUAUUGCUUUGAGUAUAUUAUCACAGCACAUGUUUUUGUUUUUCAUAAGCUUUCAGUAUGUGUUUUCAAAUGCCACUUUGUCAACCUUUGCCGAGAUGCCAUGUAUCCACCCCUUUACAAAUAGCUCAAGAUGUUACAGGGACACCUAGUGGUGGCAAAUAUAUUUAAGGUUUUCUCUGCCCCCUGUUUAAUGUCUAUGUUUUAAAUAAUGAAUCCAUCCCAGCUUAAAUGUGAUCAUUUUUGUCUACCAAUAGAAAUAGAAUAUCAAUAGAAAGAGGGUGAAACUGACAGACCGAAAUAAUGUAACUCAGCAUUACCUACCUUUGGCUUCUUUCCGUUAUCUGGAUUUAUUUUAUUCCCAAAUAUUUCUAAAAGGUUCAACUUGAUACUGAAUGGAAUGAUCUGUUUCAUAGUUAUUUCCACCACACUGACAACCCAGUUUGAAAUUGACAUAAUUGGAAAGACUGUUAAUGCACGUGUGUCUUAUAUGUACUUGUGUUUCACUUACCUUUUUUUUUUGGACAACAUUUGUUUUAUGUUUGGGUUGAACUUUUUCCUUCAUUACAACAGAAACAUUAAAAGCCCCUGACAAAACUACAUUUCAAGUAAUUCAGUCGUAAGGCAUGAUUGAAUGGCAAUAUUGUACUAAUGACUGUACAUUUUGUAAAAAUUUGUAAAAAAAAAAGAAAAAAUUAAAAGAAUACCUUCAAGAUAUCUCUCAAUAAUGUGUAAAUUUUAACCCAAAAGCAUAUGCUGCUA
Molecule: messenger RNA, 6123 nt
Organism: Onychostoma macrolepis
Lineage: Eukaryota; Metazoa; Chordata; Actinopteri; Cypriniformes; Cyprinidae
Gene: adarb2
Product: adenosine deaminase RNA specific B2 (inactive)
Exons: 11
Coding region: 396-2540 (714 amino acids)
Biological process (GO): adenosine to inosine editing; RNA processing
Cellular component (GO): cytoplasm; nucleolus
Molecular function (GO): tRNA-specific adenosine deaminase activity; double-stranded RNA adenosine deaminase activity; double-stranded RNA binding
Source: RefSeq, a predicted model, not a curated record